AUGACUGAGAAUUCAAAUAACGAAGAUAAACAAUUUAUAAACUAUGGACUACCCCCAGAUAUAGUGUUAACAACUUUACCGUAUUUGGACGCUGCUGACAUUAAAAACCUAUCGUUAACAAAUAAAUAUUUUAAUCGUUUGCUCGAUUAUCAAGGUUCUAAUACCCUAUGGCGUGAAUUAUAUCGUAAAGCAUUUGGGUAUAAUCAUACUAAUGAUGAACCAUUUAUUUCAAAUAGCGGGGAGGACUAUAAGACAUGUUCGGAAAUGAUAUUGGUUAAUAAUUACCCUGAAGCUACAUGGUUAUCAAGAUAUAAAUACAGACAGCAUAAUGUUUCUUUCCAUACCUGGGGAUGUUUGCAACAUGCUAGGCUUGGGUAUACUACAACUUCUCACCCGGAGGUGACUUCGCUGAUAUCGGGUCCUGAGCAAAGACGGCGGACAGGCAUAAAUAAGCCGACGCCAGUACCCUGGUUUAAGGAUGCAGCGAACGAAAAAAGUGAAGCUUCGGGUAGAAAGCAUCAGCGUCAGCCCGAUGCGGAUGAUAAAAGCAUUGUACAAAUAUCUGCUGGUGGUUUUUCUUUUCAGUUGCUAACGAAGUCCGGCAAGUUGUUCUCCACAGGUACAACCUAUAACGGAAGUCAUCGGGGACCUGGCCCUAAAAAUAAUGAAAGAGACUUCAAUGUACUACAGGAGAUGGUCACUUCUCUCGAGGAAAGUUAUCCAAGGAGAAUGCACGAGUCAAUCGUCACGAGCGGGAUGUUUGGCAUAGGUCCAGGAACUAUAAGGAUAAUACCUAAUCCUCACCAAGACAUGUACCGUUCAAUAAGUGAUCUUUUGUCAAAGUGCGAGGAAUAUGUAACUGACAAUCAGUAUGUUCGGCGGUUGUUCGCAAGAGACUCUUUCAACUUUUACAUGGACGAAUCCGAUUUUACAAUUGAUAGGAAGUCUUUUGAUAAGAUUAAAUUCGUAGCCGUAUCUUCAGGCAGAGCACACAUAUUGGCCUUAGACGAUAAGAAUGAGGUAUACUCGUGGGACAGUCCUGGCGUAGAUCAUGGCGUCAGAUUACUGUUUGAAGGCCUACCCACCCGUGCGGGCAAUCCAGUUCUUAAAAUUGGUUGCGGUUGGGAUUUCAAUUGCGUAUACAUAUAUGCGGUUGGUUUGGUAGUCUGGGAUUCAAGAUAUCCGCUUAAGAAGGGCGAUAUGGCUUCUAAAGCAGACUAUAAAGUAAUCCCAGAAACAGGUGAUAUAAAUGGACCCAACAGGAUACUAGAUUUUGCAUGCUGUUCUGCAAAAACUGUAUUCUAUAUAACAAAUGAGGGAGACAAGUUGUGGAUGUACAGCCACGAGAGGACUACUCAUGUUGAUCUUCCAAUCAAUGGAAGAUUCAGGAAAAUUGAAGCUUCAAGAAUGUCUCUAGCAAUAUUUACAGAGCAAAGUACUUAUACUUUGAAAAUAUCUGACGGAGAGGUCGUUGACGGCUCCUUAGUUAACAUAGACAUCGCACCUGACAAAAAAUUCAUCACUCUAUCAUCCGGUGAUUACCAUAACAUUGCCCUAACUGAGGAUGGCGAAUUGUAUUCUUGGGGUUUAGAAAGUGAACUAUGUGGUUGCCUUGGAAUUGGUGAUGCCAGGGAAGCAGUGGAGGUACGCAACGUAGCUACAUAUCAAUCAUCGACAAGCAUAUGCGUUGCGCAGCCUACAAAGGUGCAAUUACCAUCAAAUUCAGUUUGUGUAGCGAUAGCUGCUGGAGGCUGGCAGUCUGGAGCUUUGAUCCUUCAAAAAUAG
Messenger RNA from Eremothecium sinecaudum, 1785 nucleotides. RefSeq names its product SCF ubiquitin ligase complex subunit SAF1 (gene SAF1). Gene Ontology annotation, molecular function: protein binding; guanyl-nucleotide exchange factor activity. Gene Ontology annotation, cellular component: cytoplasm. Bases 1 to 1785 code for a protein of 594 amino acids. The transcript has a single exon. The record is from RefSeq and is a predicted model, not a curated record. Lineage: Eukaryota; Fungi; Ascomycota; Saccharomycetes; Saccharomycetales; Saccharomycetaceae.